Molecule: messenger RNA, 990 nt
Organism: Phaeoacremonium minimum UCRPA7
Lineage: Eukaryota; Fungi; Ascomycota; Sordariomycetes; Togniniales; Togniniaceae
Exons: 3
Coding region: 1-990 (329 amino acids)
Cellular component (GO): cytoplasm
Source: RefSeq, a predicted model, not a curated record
AUGCCUCAAAUCAACGGUUUGGAAGUUGGACCCACAGGCUAUGGCCUUAUGGGCUUCACAUGGCGCCCCAACCCUGCCCCCCAGGAGCAGGCUUUUGAGGCUAUGCGCGCGGCUCUGAAGAACGGCUGCAACUUCUGGAACGGCGGCGAAUUCUACGGCACGCCAGAGUACAACAGCAUGACGUUGCUAGAGCGCUACUUCACCAAGUAUCCCGAGGACGCUGAGAAGGUUGUCCUCAGCAUCAAGGGAGCCUCUGGGCCCAACGGCGCCCAGCCCGAUGGCAGCCCCGAGGAGAUUCGCUGCUGCCUUGACAAUGUCCUCAAGCAGCUGAACGGCCGCAAGAAGCUAGACAUCUUCGAGUGUGCCCGCCGCGACCCGAAUACUCCCAUGGAAGUGACAUUCGGCGUCCUGCAGAAAGAGUACAUCGACACUGGCAAGCUCGGCGGUAUCUCCCUCAGCGAAGUCAGGGCCGACACAAUUCACGAAGCUGUCAAGGUUGCCAAGAUCGUUGCCGUAGAAGUCGAGCUUAGCCUUUUCUCGACUGAUAAUCUGACCAAUGGCGUUGCUGCCGCGUGCGCCCAGUACGGCAUUCCUUUGAUCGCCUACUCACCAAUGAGCAGAGGUUUCCUGACAGGUCAAAUUCGCAAGAUCGACGACCUGGACCAGGGUGAUUUUCGCCGCUUUUUCCCUCGCUUCCAGCCCGGCAACUUCGAGCUCAACGUGCAAUUAGCAGACCAUGUCAUUGAGCUGGCGAAGAAGAAGGGCUGCACCGCCGCUCAGCUCGCAAUCAACUGGGUCAAGGCCCAGUCCAAGCGCCCGGGAAUGCCCGUCAUCAUCCCCAUCCCCGGCGCCACGACGGCUGAGAAGGUCACUGAGAACUCGGUCGAGAUAGAGCUAUCCGACGCGGAACUGAAGGAGAUCGAUGAGAUGCUGUCCAAGUUCGACGUCCAGGGUGGCCGUUACCCCGCCCAGAUCCCCCACAACACCUAA